AUGCCUAAGCCUGUUCAGAUCACUUUUGAGGGUGUAGAGGCAUGGGAGGACAAUCAUGAGGAGGUUAACAAGCUACUUGAGGAAUUAACUGGAUACCACGAUUACCCCUCAACCAGGUCAUUGCCUCCAAUUAUUUUUGGCGCUAGCCUCGAUGAAUACGGUAUUGAACGAUUGAAAAGCAUUGAGGGAGUAGUUGUCCAUGUGUCUGAGGAUGAUGAUUAA
Messenger RNA from Aspergillus chevalieri, 222 nucleotides. RefSeq lists its product as uncharacterized. The record is from RefSeq and is a predicted model, not a curated record. The transcript is spliced from 4 exons. NCBI's taxonomy places the organism in Eukaryota, Fungi, Ascomycota, Eurotiomycetes, Eurotiales, Aspergillaceae. Bases 1 to 222 code for a protein of 73 amino acids.